Molecule: messenger RNA, 3366 nt
Organism: Colossoma macropomum (tambaqui)
Lineage: Eukaryota; Metazoa; Chordata; Actinopteri; Characiformes; Serrasalmidae
Exons: 3
Coding region: 186-1991 (601 amino acids)
Molecular function (GO): GTP binding
Source: RefSeq, a predicted model, not a curated record
UGUUCUGCAGAAGCCUUGUCUGAUUGCUUGGUUUUGUUUGCUUGAGAUAUUGAAUCGUUUAUGUUUGGAGCCAAAUACUACUAGAGAAUAACGGACAUCCACAUUUUACACCUGCAGGACAAGCAUCACAAAGAUCACUGAUCACCCAUAACUUCAGAGAUCUUUGGCAAACGAACACAAUCAUCAUGGCUUACAGGUUAAAUGAUGCAUCAUCAUCUUUAAAUGAUUUAAUCAGGAAAAGUCAGAUGCUCAGUCCAGGCCCACCAGCACUGCACCGUCUUUACACAACAAGAAGUAAUCUGGACAAAGAUGGCAAGAUCAGAAAGUGGACAUUUGGACAGAAAUAUGGAAAUCUCCAAAACAAAACAAUCCUGAUGGUGGGAGAAACUGGAACAGGCAAGACCACUCAGAUCAACACCAUGGUCAAUUACUUUCUGGGGGUGAAGUUUGAGGAUAAAGUGUGGUUUGAGGUCACAGAAGAAGAAAAGAGAGACCAAAGAGAAUCUCAAACGUCAAAAAUCACUGUUUAUGAGAUAAUUUCUGAGGAGAAACUCUCCUCUCUCACCAUCAUUGACACUCCAGGUUAUGGAGACACCAGAGGAAUAGAUAAGGACACGGAAAUCGCUCGAAACUUGCAUGAAUUAUUCCUACAUGGUACUGGAGUGAAGGAUCUUGAUGCUGUGUGUCUUGUACUGAAAGCAUCUCAGAACAGAAUCUCAGAGUUUCAGCGCUACAUUUUUGAAGCAGUUCUGUCCUUAUUCGGUAAAGACAUAGAGGACAUUAUAGUGCUGUUUAUUACACACUCAGAUGGAGGACCACCAACAAAUGCCCUGGACGCCAUCAAGAAAGAAAAGAUCCCCUGCUGUUACGAUGAUGAGAAUGAACCUGUUCAUUUCCUUUUUAACAACCGUCAGUCUGAGAAACAGACAAAAAGAUAUGAGUACGUUUACAAAUCAUCUUGGGAAAUGGCUGCAGGUAGUGUUGGAGAAUUUUUUGAAUUCCUAAAAUCACGACAGAGAAAAAGCUUAACUAUGACAGUAAGUGUUCUAAAGGAGCGCAUGCAGCUUGAGGCCUGUGUUGAGGGUCUGAAGGAACGAAUCAAGUACAAGGAAGCAAAACAGAGUGAACUGACUGAAGUUCAGAAAGCUCUGAAACAGAACAAAGAAAUGAUUGAGAAGGAUGAAAAUUUUACUUUCACUGUCACAACAGUUCACAAAGAGAAAAUCAAUAUUACAGGUGCUUCAUGGCGGAACCGAAAGGUGACCUCCUGCAAAGAAUGUGAGGAGAACUGCCAUGAGUAUAACUGCUGGACUGCCAUAAAUGCCAACUGGUGCAAAAUUAUGGAAGAUAAUUACUGCACUGUGUGUAACUGCCACUGCUCCACACAUGUCAGAGAGGGCAAGAAAUAUGUGACAAAGUGGAGAGAGGAAAAGGUCACAUUCGCAGAACUGAAAAAGAAAUAUAGUAAUACAAAAGAAGUAAAUGCUUUUUAUGAUAUAUGUGUAUUGAAACACGUGGAAACAGAGCAUGAACAAAUACUCAAAGUGAAAGAAGAGAUGACAAUUAUGGAAAGCAGACUGAAAACACUCCUGGCUGAGAAUGAAGAACAGAAGAAGAACCUGGUGAACAAUGCCUAUGUGACAAUCAUAAAACUGUCUGAGAUUGCGUUAAAAUCAGACUCUGCCUUCACCAUACAGUACCUUGACUUCCUGAUUCCUCGAGUUGAAGAAGCUGGAGCUGCAGAGUGGGCUCAGAGACUGAGGGACAUGCAGAGAGCAGCCAGAGAAUCAACUAACUCUGCAGUGGGCUAUUUAAGGAAAAUGAAUAAGGGCACUCAGAAAGCUGCAGCCAAAGAAUCAACUAGCUAUGCAGGGGAGUUUUCAAGUAGCAGGAAUGAAGACACUACAGCUACAGAAGUAACGUCCUAUGAAGUGGGGCAUGUGAGGAGGAUGAAGAAUUUCUUUAGUGAAAAUUUUCAGAAUACCUUUUGAUUAUAAAACAUACCAUCUCAAAAAUAAAUCAUGUGCAGCAUUGGACUAGCACACUCGUUUAGGCAGACUCUUUGUAAACUUACAAAGUUCUUGUUACAGCAUGAGUAGAUUGAUUAAAUCAAAGUCACAAGUUGAUUUCUCAGCAUUGCAAAGCUCUUUUAUUUUUAAAUUAUACUUUUACUUUAAGUAUAUUUAGUAGUAAAGGAAUGAUUCGCUAUUCUGCUGUUUUUUAUUAUUCAGUUACAUUUUAAUCAAAGACAUUUCAAGAGCACACUGAGGUCUGGACCUCGUAGUUUCAGAAGGGUUUUUUCUUCACAGGUAUCACAGACCUAUCAAAUGGGCAUAAAUCACUCUUAUUUAUACAUUUGUUUAUAAAAGCUGUGUGGUCCAAGGGUGAUUAACCUUGCAUAUUAUCAUUGAACAGAGGAAUGUGGUACCUUCAGGUAUCUCGAAAUUGCUCCCAAGGAUUUACCAUACUUGUGGAGGACCACAGUUUUUCUGAUUUCUGACUGUUUCAUUUGAUUUUCCUGUGAUGUCAAGCAAAGAGGCAAGUAGUUCUUGAAGGCAGACCUUAAAAUACUGUCAAAUUAGCUCAAAUGAUGUCAAUUAGCCUAUCAGAGGCUUCUAAAGCCUUGAUAUAAUUUUCUGGAAUUUUCCAAGCUAUUUAAAGGCACCGUCAACUUGGUGUAUGUAAACUUUUGACCCACUGGAAUUUGUAUAUAGUGAAUUAUAAGUGAAAUAAUCUGUUUGUAAACAUUUAUUGGAAAAUUGCUUGUGUCAUGUACGAAGUAGAUAUUCUAUACAACUUGUUAACACAGAAUGACAUGGAAUCUGUGGAGGGGAUAAAUAUGAGUUGUAAUGAUUUCAGCCUAAGUCUAUGUACAUUUGUGACUUCAACUAUAUAUAUUUUAUAUGCUGUAUCCUCUGUGUUUAUGCUUUCUUCCUGGGUUUUCAGAAAUUAGUGUAUGUGACUGUGAAUGUGGUAGAAUAAGCAGUAGAGGUUUCGGAUCAAAUCGGCCAAACCCACUGUCCUUAGAAUAGCAGCCUGUACCUUUAUAUUACUGUCACUGGUACAUAACCUUGACUAGAUUUAUUACAGGAGAGCCAGUUUGGGCCAGUCCAGGAUAAAAAUACUCUCUAUAAUCUGUAUGUUCUCCUGCCUACAGCUGGGAGAAAGAGAACGUAUAAAACAACUGCAAUAAAUCUGUAAUAAAGCCAGCUUUCUCGUCAGAAUGCAUGACUCUGUCUAGUGUAUUCCCAAUGACUUCAAAGUUUUGUUCAACAUCUUUAUCAACAUUGAACAGAAUCUAUAAAGUAUUUCUGUUUCUAGUAAAGUGGCAACUGAGUAGAAGUACAAGGAAGGUGUUUUCAAGAA